AUGACAACUCUAGACAUCGUUAUGAUACAUGUGACAAGCCUCUACCUCACCGUUAUGCUUAUCUACUUGAAUAAUUUAAUAUUCCUUUUGCUACAUAGGAAGAAACUGUCGUUACCAUUGAGUGUAGCUCUAGAAGUCGAUGUUACGCAGGCUACAUCAGCAACGUCUGCAAGAAGGAAUACACCAAGCUGGCUGAAAAAUGCACCAAUGAGUGUCACUCCAAUACCGAGUAAUACGACACAGAAGGGUGAAGAGCCAAAUUCGAAAGACUCAUCUGCGGAGGAGAAAAAAUCUAAGCGAAUAAAAGCGAAGACCUUAGAAAUUACCCAGGAACAACCGAAAGAGAGCGAAACAAAACCAAAUACAAAUUUGCAUGAUAAUUUCAAUGAUUUUUUGCCGCUUGCAAAGACAGCAUCUAAAACCAUGGAAGCAAUGGAGGAUGUUACGCCAAUUAAUACACCACGAACAAAGAAUUCGGACCACGUUUUUAACUCCAAGAAACAAGACGAAUGGUCAAGACUAUUACCUAGCCCACAAAAGAAAUUGCCUCGAGCGCCAAAAGGGAAUCAUGAUGAAGAACUCGAAGAGAUGCGCGGUUCCGAACCAUCGAUCGAUCGUGCAGCAAAACCUCUUACCGACUGCGCUACACUCUCUCCAGAUGAUUGUGCUAGAAGAGAGAGAAAGAGGGGAGAGAGAGAGAGAGAGAGAGAGAGAGUGAGACAGAGCGAAAGAGAGGCGGACGAAGGAACAGUUCAUCAACGAAAUGACGGUUGUGACAUUACCCCCAGCGAAAUCGAAAAGAAAAUGAACCAAGUAGAAGUCGUUUUCUAUGGAUGCAACACAUACGAUAUGAAGUCCCUGCUAUUCGAGGGCUUGACUAAUAAGUUAUGUGAAUAA
Necator americanus (New World hookworm) is the source of this 897-nucleotide messenger RNA. RefSeq lists its product as uncharacterized. The coding region runs from base 1 to 897 and encodes 298 amino acids. The record is from RefSeq and is a predicted model, not a curated record. The transcript is spliced from 9 exons. Lineage: Eukaryota; Metazoa; Nematoda; Chromadorea; Rhabditida; Ancylostomatidae.